Molecule: messenger RNA, 600 nt
Organism: Rhipicephalus sanguineus (brown dog tick)
Lineage: Eukaryota; Metazoa; Arthropoda; Arachnida; Ixodida; Ixodidae
Exons: 3
Coding region: 86-457 (123 amino acids)
Source: RefSeq, a predicted model, not a curated record
UUAGUUUUUUUUUGACGUCGUCGCUAGAUGGUGUCGCGCACGCGAAAAAAAAAAAGAGAAAAGUAGCGGCUGAAGCAGUUUCAAAAUGUCGUCCGAUCGCAACGUCUGCGUUGGUUCUCGGGUGUCGGAUCGUCAAAAGGAGCUUCUGCUGGCUUUUGUGAAAGAGCACCCACAGAUCGCGACGCUGUCGUGCCCGCUGGAGCCGUCGUUCACGAGGGAGGACCGGGACGACAUGUGGCAGGAGCUAGUAGCGCAUUUGAACGAAGAAGUCCCUGUGCGUAACACCAGGGCCCAGUGGCAGGCCCGAUGGAGGAAUGAGCGCUACUAUUCGCAGCAGGGUCUUGCCAAACUCCGAGGGCAGCAGAGCGGCACCCGAGGCGGCCAGAUUUCGGAUUACCGCGGCCGCGUCGUGCUUGACAGGGACGAGUGUGCGAGGCCCAUAGUUCGGGUGGUCUGAAUCGGUGAGCCCUGCUCCAGCUGCUACUGGUGUGGCUGAAGAGGAUGUGGCCCAGGAUCUUCCCCGUGCCCCAACUCGUAAGUUUCGCUGAUGUUUUUGAUUAACUGUAGAUGGUGUUACAUGCUCACAGGUGAUGCUCAUGC